GUUUAACCUGCGAUCGCAACACUGUCAACUAUCAAAGAAUAAGGUGAAGCAGAUUGGACAAAAAACAAUCUGUCAAAGUUGCUGCUGUUUUCGACUUUUGUGCAUUGGAAGAUUUUUUCACUUGCAAUAAAAAAGUGCUACCUAAAAAAACAAAGAAAAUGUUGAAAAGUUAAAACCAGUACGAAACAACUAAACUUUCAUCGAUUGUGGUUUCGUGGUAAUGCAGAGUUUGAAAACGUUUAAUACGCAUCCAGGGCCACAAAAAAAAAGCAAAUCGCAGACAGACUUGGAAACAAACAAAAGUUACAAAAAACGCGUUUGUAAUAAAUAUUUCGUUUCAUACAUAGAUUACAAAGGGAAUUGGUUUACCAUUGAAGGACAGUCUUCAACUGAAUUACCAACGCUACGCAACGCACUAAUAGGGCAGCUGAAAUCAACAACGAAUCAGUGGCGAUGGAAAAUUUGCAAGGGCGUAGCAGUGGCAAUGGUACUUUUUUCAAAAAGAAUUCUGACAUAGAAAAACUAAGUGGUAGUCGGUGUGGCAAUGCAGCGCAUGUAGGUACUAAUGUUGGAGCAGUCACGGGUUUUGUUUCAGCACAGGAUGACUGUAAUUGUCUAGGAAGUGGUGGGGAUGCCAUUAGUAGUGUCGGCGGCAGCGGUAGCAGCUGGCUAACUUGUGGACAACAACAUAUACAAAAUAACAAUAAUAACAAUAAUGCUCUAGAAUCAAACGCGCAAGCCAAGUGCAACGUCGGCAUAACAACAACGGCGUCGACGGGGACUGCUGGCGCUGCAACGGUAGCUUUGGCAAAUACAACAACAGAUGCGUCAUUUACCGGCAUCGAAAAACGAAGUGAAGGUGUUGGCGGUGGUAGCUGUGGAGGCGAAGUUGACAUUAGCGAAAGAAAAACAGCUGGGAUUACUGGCGCGAGCUUUGUUACAGCGGAUAGUAGUUGCGCUGGUAUGGCAGGCGCCAAUGGCGAUUCAAAUAAGAAGCCAAACGGUGCUGCCGCUAUAGACAUUGCAACGCCCACAUCUUCGCACGUUGCAUUAGCAGCGAUGUCUGUUGCUGCUGCUGUUUCGACACCCAGCGAUUACAAUGCAUGUACAUUUGAUGUGUUUGCAGCAGCCGCAGCUGGUACUGGAGUGGUAUCGCGUAGCGCUUCGCUCAACAACUCCACGGAGAAUCUCAGCUACAACAGUGAUAACUACUUCGCUGACGACCUAUUGCUAUUGGAGGGUGACGAUGACGUCGAUGAUGUAGAUGUGGACGCGGAGGAGAUUUCGCUCAACUCAGAUGAUUGUGUUUAUGCGUAUCGUGGUGACGGUGCGGACUUUGAUCUCGCUUUAGAUGCCAUUGCCGGACGGGGGCACGGCACUGGCAACCCUUGCAUGGCUGAUGACGAAACAGACUUUCUUGAGAUGGACUUCGAGCCUGACCCAUUGUCAGAGGUCGAGUAUGGUUCGGUUGAAGCUCCGCCUGGUCAUACAGAUGCAUUCCUAAUGCACCGCGAUGCUUGCCAUUUGAGUGGUCGACAGUCAGCAACAUUAGGUAAAUUUAACAAAAAUACGACUGCGGCGCAACGGUUGUUAUUCAGUUCGCCGAUCGAUGACAGCUUACCACCACCGGCCACUAAAACACUUCAAUCUCAGCUAAUGCUUAGCAAAAAUUUUGCUCGAAUUACCAUGCAUUUGGAUCAAAUUAAAGGAGGGAGUGGCGAAUGUGAUUCUUAUGAGCGCACACAUAGUGAUCGCGCAUCGGCGUUGGGUAUGGCCGAUGAUGCAGUUGACGCGGCCACGAAAGCUGCUCAAAUCAACGCGGCCCAUUCGCUACCGAAUACGCUACUCUCGAAUUUUGGGCGAGAUUUGCUACACUCAAAAGAUGAAAGCAAGGCAAUUCCUUCGAAAGUAACAGGCGCCAAACCGAAACGCUUCUCCACAUUUUCAACAUCUUCAUCGACAUCUUCCAAAAAUUCUUCAAAAUCUCGGAACUCGCUGCGCUCCACCUAUGCCCUAGCAACGCUCUGCAAUAGCGCCAGCUUCGAUGAGCGCAGCGCUAGUUGCACUGAGUUUCGCUGCGCAGCGCCCAAGAUUGCGGCAAGUACAGAGGAAUGCAUGCGCGCCGAAACUGGCCUAGUCACCAACACAGCCACCACAACAACAAACGAAUGCGAUGAUUCGAGUGUGAAUGAUGACACCUGCCUGGACUGCUUGGAAAAAGAAUUUUUGGCGAACACAAUUGGCAAAGCCAUAGAUUCAAAUGAGUGUACACGUUGCCACAAGCGUAGUAGCAGCAGCAUAGCGCUCUUUAAACGCGCAGCACAAACAUCAACUGGAGCAACGCGCUGCCGCAGCGGUUCACCAUUGAUCUUCAGAGAUACACGUGAUGAAUGCAUUUUUGAGACAGCAGUCGGUAAUUAUUUGCAACCAAGGAAUGUAGACUGGGCAACUACGGCUUUUAGAGAUAUACGCAUGUUAAAGAACGAUAGAUGGCUAGGUGAUAGUGUUAGUUGUGAUGAUAGUGGACUGAGUGCCAGUGAGACAAAACUCAAAGCGCGCGUACGUACUCGAAUGCGUGCACGGACAUGCGAUGAUGAGGUGUUGCAAUUCAAAACAGAAGAGGAGGGCAUGAACCAAAGACGGACCACGACGGGUGGGAGUAGCGAGCAUCCUCAAAAUAACUUUCAGCUUCUAAAGAACUUAUUAUUGACUGAAAAGGAAACUGUCACAGUUCCCACUUUAAAUUUAAGCGAGGAGUUGCUGGUGCAGGCACUGGACAAACUUCAUGUAUCUUAUAAUUUGGAACUAAUUAAAUCUCAGCUGUAUUAUGCUUCUAAUGCUGCCACUGCAACAACAAACACAACAACGACAAUGCCUUCAAUGUUGGGCAUGCACAGAAACUUUAAAGAAUUUAGGGAUUUGAAGCAUUUACUCAUACAUGAAUCGAAGAAACACUGCAAUCAUCACAAGCUGAAACGCUUAAUAGAAUUGGCUACGCGACAGCAAGUGGAAGUGCAAUUUCAACAGGAUCACCAGGAAACUUCAACUACUUUGGUGCCAGUUAAAGUCGCUGAUAUAUUGCAACAAUGGGUGCGCACGAAAAAUCUCAGCGUACUCAGGCAUUUAGAUAAACGCUUUGUAGAAGCAAAUUUAUUAGGAAAAAUCGCCAACAUCAUACGCCAGGCGCAGCAGCGUUGCACACCGCGACGACCACUGCCCGAAAGCCUAUUAAUACCACAGUAUUAUCCUGCUGGUGUUUUAAAGCUUACAAAAAAAUCUUAAAUUUUAUGCUACGCAUUAGAGCUGCGAUUUAUAUGGCUGUUUUACACAUACAUACAUAUGUUCCAUUGAAGCAUGGAAACUUAAAACGAAUAUAUUAAUAAUUAUGAAUGCAAAAGUAGGCAACAAUAAUCAUACAUAAUCAUACGCAUAAACACACACAUUUUGAUGUUGUUAUUCAUAAACGAAUGCAAUAUUUAUACGCAAAAUACAAAACCAAUACCAUGUAAUCUUAAUAUCAAAUUGAAAUAGCAGCGAAAAACAAACGGAAGUAAACGUAAUUAUGCAUUGCAUACUAUUGAUUAUUAAAAAUAUAACAUACUCAACAA
This is a messenger RNA of Rhagoletis pomonella (apple maggot), 3608 nucleotides long. RefSeq lists its product as uncharacterized. The transcript has 6 exons. Lineage: Eukaryota; Metazoa; Arthropoda; Insecta; Diptera; Tephritidae. The record is from RefSeq and is a predicted model, not a curated record. Bases 454 to 3282 code for a protein of 942 amino acids.